Messenger RNA from Balaenoptera musculus (blue whale), 1057 nucleotides. RefSeq names its product stathmin 1 (gene STMN1). Gene Ontology annotation, molecular function: tubulin binding. Lineage: Eukaryota; Metazoa; Chordata; Mammalia; Artiodactyla; Balaenopteridae. Bases 152 to 601 code for a protein of 149 amino acids. The transcript has 5 exons. Gene Ontology annotation, cellular component: cytoplasm; neuron projection. Gene Ontology annotation, biological process: regulation of microtubule polymerization or depolymerization; microtubule depolymerization; neuron projection development. The record is from RefSeq and is a predicted model, not a curated record.
UGCUGAGUCUAAUGCUCCGCCGGGGUUAGACCGUGUUGCUGACUCGGAUUUUAAGUUCCAGCUGUUGAGACCCUGUAUUCCUACGGUUUUGGGUUUUCCUUGCUAGUGGAUUGUGUAGAAUACACUGCCAGUCUCUUGUCUUCUGUUCACCAUGGCUUCUUCUGAUAUCCAGGUGAAGGAACUGGAGAAGCGUGCCUCAGGCCAGGCUUUUGAGCUGAUUCUUAGCCCUCGAUCAAAAGAAUCUGUCCCAGAAUUCCCCCUUUCCCCUCCAAAGAAGAAGGAUCUUUCCCUGGAGGAAAUUCAGAAGAAACUAGAAGCUGCAGAAGAAAGACGCAAGUCCCAUGAAGCUGAGGUCUUGAAGCAGCUUGCUGAGAAACGAGAGCAUGAGAAGGAAGUGCUUCAAAAAGCGAUAGAGGAGAACAACAACUUCAGUAAAAUGGCAGAAGAGAAGCUGACCCACAAAAUGGAAGCCAACAAAGAGAACCGAGAGGCGCAAAUGGCUGCCAAACUGGAGCGUUUGCGAGAGAAGGACAAGCACGUUGAAGAAGUGCGGAAGAACAAAGAAUCCAAAGAUCCUGCUGAUGAGACUGAAGCUGACUAAUUUGUUCUGAGAACUGACUUUCUCCCCCUCCCCUUCCUAAAUAUCCAAAGACUGUACUGGCCAGUGUCAUUUUAUUUUUGCCCUCCUGACAAAUAUUCUAGAAGCUGAUGUAGGACUGUAUAGGUAGAUCCAGACUGUAUGAUGUUGUUUUAGGGGCUAAAGGGGAGAAACUAAAAGUGUUUUACUCUUUUUCUAAAGUGUUGAAGUCUUUCUAAUGUAGCUAUUUUUCUUGUUGCAUCUUUUCUACUUCAGUACACUUGGUGUGCUGGGUUAAUGGCUAGUACUGUAUUGGCUCUGUGAAAACAUGUUUUGUGAAAAGAGUAUGUAGUGGCUUCUUUCAAACUGUUAGAUGCUGAAUAUCUGUUCACUUUUAAAUCCCAAUUCUGUCCCGAUCUUAACAGAUGCUACUGUACUUGAAUGGUUAAUAAAACUGCACAGUGCUGUUGGUGGCAGUGA